Messenger RNA from Diplodia corticola, 1599 nucleotides. RefSeq names its product high-affinity nicotinic acid transporter. Gene Ontology annotation, cellular component: membrane. The transcript has 4 exons. Gene Ontology annotation, biological process: transmembrane transport. NCBI's taxonomy places the organism in Eukaryota, Fungi, Ascomycota, Dothideomycetes, Botryosphaeriales, Botryosphaeriaceae. Gene Ontology annotation, molecular function: transmembrane transporter activity. The record is from RefSeq and is a predicted model, not a curated record. Bases 1 to 1599 code for a protein of 532 amino acids.
AUGCGCCACCUCAAAAGCUCCGACGGCGAUGCCGCCAGCACCAAAGACCCCGCUCAGAUUGAAUACGGAACCAUCUCAGAUGUCGCGCCUGUUUUGCCUCGAAUUGACGCUGCAGCCGAGCGUAAGCUGGUGCAAAAGCUCGACCUCCUGGUCAUGGUCAUCAUCUUCUUCAUGUACUUCUUCAACAGCAUCGACCGCAGCAACCUCGGCAACGCGAAGACCGACGGCAUGGACGUGGAUCUCGGCUUCGUGAACAACCAAUACUCCAUCCUGGUCAUGGUAUUCUACGUUCCCUUCUGCGGCCUCUGUCUUCCCGCCAAUCUGGUCACCAGGAAGUUUGAGCCUAAGUUCUUUUUGGUCGGCUUUAUGUUGUGUUGGGGCAUCAUGGCUAUGAUUUGUGCCGCGUGCAAGAACUUUGCCCAGAUCUUGGCUGUGAGGAUUCUGUUAGGAAUUGCAGAAGCAGGAUUUGCCCCAUGCUCAAUGUUCUACAUGAGCACCUUUUACACCCGCGGAGAACUUGCCACCCGCUUUGCCAUAUGGUAUUCCUCGACAGUCCUCUCCUCUGCCGUGUCAGGUCUCAUCUCCUACGGAGUAUUUCAGAUUAGAGGAGCGCUGCACGGCUGGCAGUACCUUUUCCUGAUCGAAGGAGGCCUAACCGUUGUGAUCGCUCUACUCGCCAGCGUCAUCCUCCCAAAAAACCCUUGGACCUGCCGCUGGCUCACCCAAGCCGAAAAAGAACUUUGCGUCCUGCGCGGUGAAAGAGACUCGACCUCCGACGUCGGCUCCGCGUGGGACUUCCGCGAAGGCAUGCAGCCCUUCAAGUCCUGGCAAGUGUACGUCUCGAUCCAUCCAGCCCACCACUUUCCUCCCCUCCCCCCUCCCCCUCCCCAACCCUCUCCCAACAUCCUCAACUCACCCCUCCUCCCUCUCCUCCACAGCUACGCCUGGGCCCUCAUCGGCCUCUGCUACGGCACGUCCGGCAGCGCCGUCGGCUCCUUCCUGCCGCAAAUCGUGCAGCUGAUGGGCUUCUCCACGCUCAAAACGAACCUCUACACCGUGGCGCCCAACGUCGUCGGCGCGCUCGUGCUGCUCUGCACCGCGCGCUCGUCGGACGUGCUCCGCGAGCGCAGCGCGCACCUCGUCUUCGCGCUGCUCGUCACCUUCGCCGGCUGGGUCAUCCUGCUGGCGCUCGACGAGCCGGCCGCGCACGUGCCCGUAGCCUACUUUGCGUGUUUUUUGCUGUGCGCCGGCGCCAUGACGCCGACGGUGCUGUUCCAUUCGUGGCACGCGUCGAAUAUGUGCACGGAGAAUGGGAGGAUCUAUGUCAUGAGUUUUUUGACUGGCGCUGCGAAUAGCGGGGGGAUUGUGGCGAGCAUGACGUUUAGGGCGGAGGAUGCGCCGAGGUAUUUGCCGUUUUUGGGGACGGCGGCGGGGUUUGAGGGCGUGGGGAUGGUGUUGAUUUUGGCGUUGCGCUGGUGGAUGGUGUGGGAUAAUGCGAGGAGGGAUCGGGUGGUUGGGAGGAAGUUGGUUAGUAAGGAUGUCAGGUUGAGCGAGUUGGUAGGUGGGACAAAGGACGUGAGGUGGAGGUGGUUUGUGUGA